This is a messenger RNA of Ectocarpus siliculosus, 960 nucleotides long. NCBI's taxonomy places the organism in Eukaryota, Phaeophyceae, Ectocarpales, Ectocarpaceae. The record is from the annotation of a GenBank genome assembly.
AUGGGCAAGAAGAAGGUUCUCCUGAUGGGCAAGUCCCGAUCAGGCAAGACCUCGAUGCGCUCCAUCAUCUUUGCAAACUACGGCGCCAAGGAUACCAUCCGCCUCGGGCCUACUCUUGACGUGGAGCACUCGCAUGUCAGGUUUUUGGGGGACAUGGUGCUGAACCUUUGGGACUGCGGGGGGCAGGACUCGUUCUACGAGACGUACUUCAACUACCAGCAGGAGUUCAUCUUCCGCUCCGUGGAGGUGUUGAUCUACGUCUUCGACGUGAUGAGCGAUGACGUUGCCGGCGACCUUGAGCGAUACCGGGGGGUGUUGGAGGCGGUGGACCGUAACUCCUCAGAUGCGAGGGUGUUUGUGCUGAUCCACAAGAUGGAUCUCGUUACGGAGGAGGACCGAGAGGUUGUCUUCUUGAACCGAAAGCAGGUAAUCUCGGACGUUAGCGGCGGCGUGGAGCUGACGUUCUUCAUGACGUCGAUUUGGGACGAGACCCUGUACAGGGCGUGGUCUUCGAUCGUGUACUCUCUUAUCCCGAACAUGGAGGUGCUCGAGAGCCACCUCGACAACUUCUGUGAUAUUUGCGGGGCCGAUGAGGUGGUUUUGUUCGAAAGGGAGACGUUCCUGGUGAUCGCGCACGCGAAGCAUGUGCAACACCCGGAUGUUCACCGAUUCGAGAAGAUCUCCAACAUCGUCAAGCAGUUCAAGCUUAGCGUUAGCAAGACCAGCCUCAAGUUCGAGGGAAUGAUGGUGAAGAACUCGAACUUUACGGUGUUCAUCAGCGACUUCACGGAGAACACGUACAUCAUGGUGGUGACGACCAGCCCGCUGGUCGAGAAGGCCACCACCGAGCUCAACAUCAAGGCGGCGAAGAAGCACUUCGAGAGGUUGCUGGUCAAGCCGGAGGACCUCGGGCACCACGAGAUGAACCACCACCACCACCAGCCGGGCCAAGUCGCGUGA